Messenger RNA from Parnassius mnemosyne (clouded apollo), 858 nucleotides. The record is from the annotation of a GenBank genome assembly. NCBI's taxonomy places the organism in Eukaryota, Metazoa, Arthropoda, Insecta, Lepidoptera, Papilionidae.
AUGAAUCGCUCCGAAGGAUUAGUACAACGAAGAAAUGUUCUAAAGGACAGCAAUUCCGAUGGAACAUUGAAAGAAAACUAUGAUGAUGAUAAGAAAAAUGAUAAAAAUUAUGACGAUGGCGACUCAAAGGAAACUCGCUUAACAUUAAUGGAAGAAGUUUUGCUUUUAGGAUUGAAAGACAAAGAAGGUUACACUUCAUUUUGGAAUGAUUGCAUAUCUAGUGGCCUAAGGGGAUGUAUUUUAAUUGAACUUGGACUAAGAGGUCGCAUAGAACUGGAAAGAGCUGGAAUGAGAAGAAAAGGAUUGUUAUCUAGAAAAGUAAUUGUAAAAUCAGAUUCACCCACUGGAGAUGUCUUAUUAGAUGAAGCACUUAAACAUAUGAAAGAGACAGACCCACCAGAGACAGUUCAAAGCUGGAUAGAGUAUCUGAGUGGUGAGACUUGGAAUCCAAUGAAGCUCAAAUAUCAACUUAAGAAUGUGAGAGAGAGGCUUGCAAAGAAUCUUGUUGAAAAAGGAGUUCUUACUACUGAAAAACAAAAUUUUCUACUAUUUGAUAUGACAACACAUCCUCUGACAGAUAAUGUUGUGAAAUGUCGCUUAGUUAAAAAGGUCCAAGAAGCAGCACUGCGUCGCUCCAUAACAGAUGUUGCUCAUGCUGAUAAGCGCUCGUUGGCAUUGCUAAUGCUUGCUCACUCAGCCGAUGUGCUUGAAAAUGCGUUCGCACCUCUUUCGGACGAGGAUUAUGAGCUUGCCACACGACGCGUACGCGCCCUGCUCGACCUUGACUUUGAAGCCGAGUCCAUGAGGCCCGACGCCUGUGAGAUAAUGUGGGCGGUCUUCGCUGCUUUUACCAAAUAG